Trichosurus vulpecula (common brushtail) is the source of this 12781-nucleotide messenger RNA. RefSeq names its product PKHD1 like 1 (gene PKHD1L1). The coding region runs from base 1 to 12738 and encodes 4245 amino acids. The record is from RefSeq and is a predicted model, not a curated record. NCBI's taxonomy places the organism in Eukaryota, Metazoa, Chordata, Mammalia, Diprotodontia, Phalangeridae. The transcript is spliced from 78 exons.
AUGGGGCGCCAGGGCGUAUGCGCUACUUUGUACCUGUUGGCACUGCUCUUCAGCGCGGCGGAGCAUGGCACAGAUGGCCAGAAGACUAUUUCUAAAGUCACGGAGAUAUUACCUAAAUAUGGCAGCAUAAAUGGAGCAACACGACUGACUAUCAAAGGAGAAGGCUUUGCUCAAGCAAACCAGUUUAAUUAUGGAGUUGAUAAUGAGUUGUUGGGGAACAGUGUUCAUUUUGUUUCUGCUACCCGCUCAAUACCCUGUGAUGUUGAAAAGGAUGCAAGUCAUUCAACUCACAUAACCUGCUAUACUAGAGCAAUGCCUGAAGAUACUUACACAGUUAAAGUCAGUGUGGAUGGAGUUCCUAUCACAAAUGACAAUAUCUGCAGAGGCCAUAUCAAGAGUUGGGCAUGUAGCUUCCAGACCAAAAAUUUCAGAACUCCAACAAUAAGGAACAUCACACCUUUGACUGGACUACCAGGCUCAAUAAUAACAAUCCAAGGCAGAAUCUUCACAGAUGUCUAUGGAAGUAACACUGCUUUGAGCUCUAAUGGAAAAAAUGUUAGGAUUUUGAGAGUUUAUGUUGGUGGAAUGCCCUGUGAGCUUCUCCUACCUCAAUCAGAUAAUUUGUAUGGUCUAAAACUAGACCAUGAAAAUGGUGACAUGGGCACCAUGAUUUGUAAAAUGACUGGAACCUAUAUUGGUCAUCACAAUGUCAGCUUCAUCUUAGAUAGUGAUUAUGGGAGGAGCUUUCCACAGUUAUCAGCAUAUUUUAUCUCCUCUCUUAAUAAAAUUGCAAUGUUUCAGACAUAUGCAGAGGUCACUAAAAUUUCACCGUCACAAGGGAGCGUUCAAGGUGGCACGUUAUUGACCAUAACUGGACAUUUCUUUGACCAGACUGACUCCCCAGUCCGUGUUAUUAUUGGAGGUCAGAGCUGCGAGGUCCUGAGAGUCACAGAAAAUAGUAUAUAUUGUAGGACACCACCCAAACCUAGUAUCCUUAGAACUAUAUAUCCAGGUGGCAGAGGCCUAAAGCUUGAAGUAUGGAAUAAUAGCCGACCUACUCAUCUUGAAGAAAUAUUAGAGUAUAAUGAAAGCACACAAGGUUACAUGGGGUCCACUUGGGUAGAUACAGCUUCCUAUGUUUGGCCUAUGGAGCAAGACAAGUUUGUUGCCCGAUUCAGUGGAUUUCUAGUAGCCCCAAAUUCUGAUGGCUACAGAUUCUACAUUAAAGGUGAUGACCGUUAUGCUGUUUAUUUCAGCCCGACUGGAAAUCCAGAAGACAAGGUAAAGAUCGCAUAUCAUUCUUCAUAUGCCAAUAGUUAUUUUUCCAGUUCAACACAAAGAUCAGAUGUUUUUCAGCUUCAAAAAGGAAAAGAAUACUACAUUGAAAUAUUACUGCAGGAAUAUGGACAAAGUGCUUUUGUUGAUGUUGGAUUGUACCAAUACAGAAAUUUCUAUACUGAACAACAAACAAGAGAUGCUGUGAAUGAAGAGCAAGUUAUUCAAACUCAGUCUAUAAUUGUGCAAGAAAUACAGGUCAUAACUUUGGAAAACUGGAAAACAACUAACCCAAAUAAUGAAAUUCAGAAGAUCACAGUAUCCAGCCCAUGUGUGAAAUCUAAUACAUGUUCAUUUUACCAGUAUAGCUUAAUCUAUAACAAGGAAAAAACAGUUUUGCUACCUGCUGAUGCUUCAGACACUGCCAUGGAGUCAGCUUUAAAUGCUCUGUUGUCUAUACAACCUGAUGUGGUUCAUGUGGUAAGAAAAGAAGGCAGCCAGAGCUAUGUUUAUAUAGUAACCUUUACAUCAACCAGAGGUGAUUUCGAUCUGAUCACUUAUGAGGUACUUGAAGGGAGUAACAUCACAGUGGAUAUUGUUGAACAAACCAAAGGAAUACCCAGUUUGGAUACGUUCACAUUGACUUGGGAUGGCAUUUCUUCUAAGCCUCUCACCCCGUGGUCAUCAGAAAAUGAGGUUCAAGCAGCAAUAGAAGAAAUGGUUAGUGCCAAAUGUCCAAAAGAAAUUGCCCACCUUGAGGAAGGUUUUGCUGUGAAGUACUUCAAAGAUUAUGAAACUGACUUCCACAUGAAGGAUAUUACUAGAGGUCAGAUGACAUCUGAAACUGUAGCUUACUGUGGUCGUUAUUCCCUGAAAAAUCCAGCUGUUCUCUUUGAUUCAGCAGAUGUUAAGCCAAAUGGAAUGCCUUAUGGAAAUAUCUCAUUAUUUCCUUAUAAUCAGUUUUGUCUUGCCUACAAAGGAUUCCUUGCAAAUUACAUUGGCCUAAAAUUUCAGUACCAAGACAUUGAAAGCAAGGAAACUAAAAGCACUUCUAUGCAGUUUUCAUUUCCCUUUAUUCAAGGGAGCAGCUGGACAUACACUUGCAUAGAUCUCCUGUACCUCAUACAAGGAAAAUACAUUGGAAAAAACUUCUUUCUUCAAAGGAUCAGUUUGCAAAAGGCAUCUGAAGUACAGUCUUUCUAUGUGGAUGUUGUAUACCUUGGACAGAUAGCUACGAUCUCAACUACAGAUGAAGUACCAAAGAGAAGACUUCCAGCAUUGGCCAGUAGAGGAAUAUUUUUAAAGCACUUUCAAGUGAAGCAGACUAAAAUAGUUAAAUCAUCUGUGACCAUCCAGUACACUGUGACAAUGACUUCAUGUAAUUGUAGUUACAGGAUACCUUUACUGGCUGUAGGAUUUGCACAGGUUAUCACUAACAGCACAGAAAAUGAAUCAGUGUACAGAGGGAUGAGCUGGCCUGGAGAAUCACAGAUUCGUAUCCAAAGAAUUCAAGCAGCAUCUCCACCAAUACGUGGCAGCUUUGACAUCCAAGCUUAUGGCCACGUACUUAAAGGUCUGUCUGCCGACAUUUCAGCUGUAGAUUUACAGUAUGCACUCCAAAGUAUUCCAGAAAUGGGCCAAGUUUCAGUGACAAGAGAAGGCAGCUGUGUUGGGUAUUCAUGGAAAAUCAAGUGGAGAAGUACAUGUGGAAAGCAGAAUCUUUUGCAGAUUAAAGAUUUCAACAUCACUGGAGAAGAGGCUAAUAUUACAGUUACAAAAAUAACAGAAGGUGGCUUAUUCAGACAACGCAUACUAGGAGACCUACUUCGUACAGCCAAUCAGCAGCCACAGGUUGAAGUUUAUAUCAAUGGACUUCCAGCUAAAUGUUCUGGUAACUGUGGAUAUAAAUGGGAUCCACUGAACACUCCUGUAAUUUUGGUCACAAGUCCUACUCAAGGAUCAUAUGAAGAAAAAACCAUUCUAACAAUAUCAGGCUCUGGAUUCUCUUCAAAUCCAGCAACAUCAGUUGCUGUUGGUUCAGUAGAUUGUCCUAUUCUUUCUGCUUAUGAAAAUGAGAUCAAGUGUCACAUCCUUAAUGGAAAAGCAGGAAACUUUCCGAUUGCUGUCUCCAUAGCUGAAAUGGGACUGGCACACCAUGCAGGGGGAGAAAUGUUUAACUUCACCUAUAACACUCAGAUAUUGCAUAUCUGGCCAGCUUCAGGGAGCCUUGCAGGAGGCACUCUGCUGACUUUGUCUGGAUUUGGCUUUGCUGAAGAUUCCAAGAUACUAGUAGGAAAUAAAAGCUGUAGUGUGAUUCAGGGAAAUCUGAAUGAGGUGAAAUGCAGAACUCCAAAGGGGGCUGAGGGAACUUUUGAUGUUACUAUUAUGACCAAUGGACUACAUGCAAGUGCUAAUUCUGCUUUUAGUUACAACAUCUCACAGACUCCCACUAUACUGUACUUUAGUCCCAAAACACGAAUGCUGCUGGGAGAAGUAAAUUUAACUAUUAAGGGCUAUAAUUUUGGAAAUGAACACUCACAGAACAUGGUAUAUGUCGGAGGAGCAAAAUGUACUAUUCUUCAUUGGAACUUCACAGAUAUUACAUGUCUUCUACCCAAAUUGUCUCCUGGGAACUAUGACAUUUGUGUAGAGGUUGGAAACUGGGGAUUCGCCUCAUCAAGUGAAGAAUUAAAUGUUUCUAUACAGUACAUUUUGCAAGUGACCAACAUGUUUCCACAGAAAGGCUCAUUAUAUGGUGGUUCUGAAAUCACUUUAAUGGGCUUUGGAUUCAGCACAACACCAGAUGAAAACAAUGUAUUCUUUGGAUCAUUUCCUUGCAGUGUGACAUCCUCUUCAGAGAAUAAUAUAACAUGUAUUCUUCAUUCAACAAGAAAUGAAUUCAGAGUUACCAACCAAGGAGAAGAUUCAGUUUGUGGAGAAGGAUAUGCAUGGUCUCCAUCAGUCUUAAAUAUAUCUGUGGGUGACACAGUAAUAUGGCGGUGGCAAGCUCAGCCUUUCAUCAGAGGAAUAGGCUAUCGUGUCUUCUCUGUUUCUAGUCCUGGAAGUGUGAUUUAUGAUGGCAAAGGCUUCACUAGUGGAAACCAAACAACCACAUCAGGUUCUUUUUCUUACCAAUUUACUUCACCUGGUAUAUAUUAUUAUAGCAGUGGCUUCAUCAAUGAAGCACAGUCUAUAUUUUUGCAAGGAGUAAUUAAUGUUUUGCCAGCUGAAAAUAAAUACAUUCCAUUACAUCUGUUCGUUGGUGGGACUGAGGCAACAUACGCUCAAGGAGUACCUAAUGAAUCAAGCACGAGAAUCUCAGCAGCAGAUUGUAUAGCAGAGGAGCCCUCAUAUAUCAAGAAUAAUACUGGAGUUAAAAAUCCCAAUGGAAUUUUCUUUGAGCUUUCAAGCUGUUACUCACCAUCCAUAAAUAGCAUUAGCCCAUCCUUCGGCACGGUAAAUGAAGUGAUAACAAUAACUGGACAUCACUUUAGCAAGCUUGGAUAUGCUAAUAAGGUUACCAUUGGUGGCUAUCCCUGUGUAAUAGAAGAAAGUUCUGAAAAUGUCAUCAUGUGUCAUAUUGACCCUCAAAACUCGAUGGCUGUUGGGGUUGGGGAACUUGUCACGUUAAUUGUGCACAACCUGGGUACAGCCAUAAACACCUUGACCAAAGAAUUAGAGAGACGGUUUGUUCUUUUGCCCCAUGUUGACACAGUGACUCCAAAUGUUGGAUCUACCAAUGGGAUGACAAGAGUGAUCAUUAAAGGGUCAGGAUUUGCUGCUUCUUCUGCUCAUAUCAAAGCUGUCAUCGGAGGUUUUCCAUGCACCAUUUUGUCAGUAAAUUACACCGUGAUUGAGUGUGAGACAUCCCCUGCUCCUGAACAGUGUAUGGACAUAGAUCUUCAAAUACAUGAUAUCCCUGCCCACUGCCAAGGAAACUGUAACUUUUCUUACUUGGACAACAUCACACCCUUUGUAACAGGAGUCUUUCCAAACACAUUGCAAAAUGUGUCUACAGAGUUUCUGAUAGAAGGACAAGGAUUUGGGGAAUGUCUGGAGGAUGUUCUUGUUUAUAUUGGAGACAGACAGUUCAGAGCAGUAGAUGUUAAUGACACAAGCAUUGCUGUGGUUGUGAAUGCAAUCCCAGCUGGUUAUUAUCCCCUUAGAGUUAUAGUGAUGACUAAAGGCCUGGCUGCUGGAAAUUUUACUGUGCAUAGCCCCCUAGUAGCAUCUUUAUUGCCAACUUCCGGAAGUAUUCAGGGUGGUACUACUUUGAUUAUUACAGGAAAUGGGUUCUCUCCAGGCAACACAACAGUAAUAAUUGGGGAUGAUCUAUGUAAGAUUGUAUCUAUUACCCCCAGCGAGAUACACUGUGACACUCCAGCCAGAUCAGCUGCAACUGUCCACGUGAGGAUCCUCAUGAACUCAUUUGCCUCCCCACCAUUGUCGUUUACAUACUCACUGGAUGAAACUCCACUUCUUGAAGGUGUUGUCCCAGACAGAGGAUCACCUGGCACUGAAAUAGAAAUCACUGGAUCUUCUUUUGGUUUUGAUGUCUCAGAGGUUGUAGUAACAAUUGACGAUGCUCAAUGUAACAUCACAAUGGUCAGUGACAGUGUAUUGCGAUGCAGAGUUGGGGACCAUGCUGGUGGAAUUUUCCCUGUUAUGCUGAGACAUCUCACAAGAGGCUAUGCAGUUUCCAGGAUUGCUUUUGAGUAUUCUCUCACAAUUCGGAAUCUUUUUCCAAGACAAGGGAGCUUUGGUGGUGGGCUAAUGAUGACAGUAAUUGGUUCUGGAUUUAAUCCACAAAGCUCAAUGGUGUCAGUAUGCAACACUGAAUGUGAAGUAGAUAGACUUCACUCUGAUUAUGACACCUUAUUUUGUAAAGUUCCAUUUAAUAAUGGCAGUGGAGUUCAGGAAGACUGUGAAGUGAGAGUUGCUAAUGGGGCGUACUCCUUUCAAUCAAACACAACCUUUACAUAUAUGGCCUCUUUAACUCCAGUCAUCACUGAAAUAGCACCAAGAAGAGGAGGUACAGAAGGAGGUACAAGACUCACAAUCAAAGGAUCAGGAUUCAGUUCAAAUAUGGAGGAUGUCCAUAUUACAAUUGAACAAGCUGUAUGUGAUGUGGAAUCUACCAAUGAGACACACAUUAUCUGUAUUACGAAUGCCCAUUCUCCUUCCCAGUGGGUUAAAGUUUAUGUCAGCAUCGGAAGCAAUGGCAUUGCCAAACUGGAUAAUGCUGAUUUCCUCUAUAUUGAUGUUUGGUCCUCCAAUUUUUCAUGGGGAGGCCAAUCUCCCCCAGAGGAAGGGUCACUUGUUGUAAUUACAAAAGGACAAGUAAUUUUGUUGGAUCAAAGUACCCCUGUUCUUAAAAUGCUGCUUAUUCAAGGAGGAAGUCUAAUAUUUGAUGAGGCAGACAUUGAGCUUCAGGCAGAAAACAUUUUGAUUACAGAUGGAGGCAUUCUCCAGAUUGGAACUGAAGCAUCUCCCUUCCAACACAAAGCAGUUAUUACACUACACGGACACCUACGUUCUCCUGAGCUCCCAGUCUAUGGAGCAAAAACUUUGGCUGUACGAGAGGGGAUACUUGAUCUUCAUGGUCUGCCUAUUCCCGUGACCUGGACUCGGUUGGCUCAGACUGCAGAAGCAGGGGAGAGCACUCUGGUUUUACAGGAAGCUGUAACAUGGAACGUGGGAGAUGAAAUUGUGAUUGCAACUACUGGACACAGACACAGUCAAAGAGAGAAUGAAAAGAAGACAAUUGCAUCCAUUUCUGAGGAUGGCACAUCUGUAAAGCUAACCAAUCCCUUGAAAUAUACACAUUUAGGAAAGACCAUCAGACUUCCUGAUGGAGCAUUGUUUGAAGCAAGAGCAGAAGUUGGUGUUCUUACAAGAAAUAUCCUAGUGAGAGGCUCCAAUAAUGUAGUGUGGAAUGAUAAAAUACCAGCAUGUCCUGAUGGAUUUGAUACAGGGGAAUUUGCCACCCAGACAUGUCUGCAAGGGAAAUUUGGUGAAGAAAUAGGAAGUGACCAGUUUGGAGCCUGUAUUAUGUUUCAUGCUCCUGGACCUAGUGCAGAUCUAAUCACAGGAAGAAUAGAAUAUGUGGAGAUAUUCCAUGCUGGCCAGGCUUUCCGAUUAGGCCGAUAUCCCAUACACUGGCAUCUGCUGGGAGAUUUGAAAUUCAGAUCUUACGUAAGGGGCUGUGCCAUUCACCAGACCUAUAAUAGAGCAGUUACCAUUCACAACACACAUCACCUUCUUGUUGAGAGGAACAUCAUUUAUGACAUCAAAGGAGGAGCAUUUUUCAUAGAAGAUGGGAUUGAACAUGGCAAUAUCCUUCAAUAUAACCUGGCAAUAUUUGUACAGCAAAGCACUAGUCUGCUAAAUGAUGAUGUCACUCCAGCUGCGUUUUGGGUGACCAACCCAAAUAAUACCAUAAGACACAAUGUUGCUGCCGGUGGCACUCACUUUGGCUUCUGGUACCGAAUGAACAACCACCCUGAUGGACCAUCCUAUGACCCAAAUAUUUGCCAAAAGAGAGUUCCCAUAGGAGAAUUCUUCAACAAUACUGUUCAUUCACAAGGUUGGUUUGGAUUGUGGAUUUUUGAAGAGUAUUUCCCCAUGCAAACAGGAUCUUGUACAUCAACUGUUCCUUUGCCUGCAGUGUUUAAUUCAUUGACUACUUGGAAUUGUCAAAAAGGAGCUGAAUGGGUCAAUGGCGGAGCCCUUCAGUUCCAUAACUUUGUGAUAAUCAAUAAUGAUGAUGCUGGGAUAGAAACCAAGAGAAUUCUGGCUACCUAUGUGGGAGGGUGGGGUGAAAUCAAUGGAGCGCUGAUAAAAAAUGCCAAGAUAGUUGGUCACCUUGAUGAACUAGGACUGGGCCCUUCGUACUGUACUUCAAAGGGUCUACUUCUUCCAUUUAAUGAAGGAUUAACCGUAUCUUCUGUACAUUUCAUGAACUUUGACCGUACAAACUGUGUUGCCUUGGGAGUGACAUCCAUUCUCGGAGUUUGCAAUGAUGCAUGUGGAGGCUGGAGUGCCAAAUUUAUGGACAUUCAGUACUUUAAUGCACCAAACAAAGCUGGAUUUCGGUGGGAACAUGAAGUUGUACUAAUUGAUAUCGAUGGUUCACUUACAGAACACAAAGGACACUCAGUUGUUCCACACAGCUCAUUGUUAGACCUUGCACAUUGCAAACAAGAAAUCGAAUGGAGCCUUGGUUUCCCUGGAUCAGUUUGUGACUCCUCUGUCAGCUUUCAUCGCUUAGCAUUCAACAAGCCUUCCCCAGUCUCUCUGUUGGAAAAAGAUGUGGUUCUUUCAGAUUCCUUUGGCACAAGCAUUAUUCCAUUUCAGAAGAAACGACUGACUCAUAUGUCUGGAUGGAUGGCAUUGAUCCCCAAUGCAAAUCAUAUUAACUGGUAUUUUAAAGGUGUAGAACACAUUACUAACGUAUCCUAUGCGUCCACAUUCUAUGGAUUUAAGGAUGAAGACUAUGUCAUAAUAUCUCAUAAUUUCACUCAAAAGGCUGAUAUGUUCAAUAUUAUUGAUAUAAGGAAUGGAUCCUCAAAUCCACUUGACUCGAACACUAGUAGGAAUGGAGACUGGCACCUUGAGAAGAACACUAGCACUUUAUACUACCUAGUGUCAGGAAGAAAUUACCUACCUUCAAACCAAGCUAUUUCAAGGACAUUGGAUCCUGAUGUAAAAGAUGUUAUUGUGAAUUUCCAAGCUUACUGUUGCUUCUUUCAGGAUUGUAUUCCCAUAGAUUCUUCAGCACGAGUUCCUCUUCCUAGAAACCGUCCAGAUAUAUACAACUUAUGGUCUAAUGAUUCUUUUUGGCAGUCAUCACCAGAAAAUAAUUAUAGCAUCCCUCAAGAAGGAGCAAAUGUGGUGAUUCCUGAAGGCAUAUGGAUAGUGGUGGAUAUAGACAUUCCAUCCCUGGAAAGACUUAUUAUUUUGGGAGUCCUAGAACUAGAAGAUAGUAAAAAUAAUGUAAGCACUGGAAAACCCAUUUACAGAAAAGUUGUGUUGAAUGCUACCUACAUAUCAGUGCAGGGUGGUCGAUUAAUUGGGGGCUGGGAAGAUAAUCCGUUUAAAGGAGAAUUACAGAUUAUAUUGAGAGGAAGUCACUCUACUCCAGAAUGGUCUCUUCCAAAUGGACCAAAUCAAGGAUCAAAGGUCUUAGGAAUAUUUGGUGAAUUGGAUCUUCAUGGAAUCCCACGUGCAGUAUAUAAAACGAAGCUCUCAGAAACAGCCCUGGCAGGUUCCAAAGUCAUAUCACUGAUGGAUGCUGUCGAUUGGGAGGUGGGAGAAGAUAUUGUGAUAACAACCACAAGCUAUGAUUCCAGACAGACAGAAACCAGAAGGAUUACCCAAAUCCUGGCUGAUCAAAGAAGUUUUAUCCUAAAUGAUUCUCUUUCCUAUACUCACAUUGCUGAAAGAUAUCAAAUACAAAGCACAGGCCAGAACUACACAUUGGCAGCUGAUGUUGGUAUACUGAGCAGGAAUAUUAAAAUAAUUGGUGAAGAUUAUCCAGGUCUGUUCAAUGAAUCCUUUGGAGCACGAGUGUUGGUCAGCUCAUUCACUGAAAAUGCGGUGACUUACAAAGGAAAUGCAAGAAUCAGUAAUGUUGAAUUUUAUCACAGUGGUCAGGAAGGCUACAGAGACAAUACGGAUCCAAGAUAUUCUCUGGCUUUUCUUAACCUUGGAGAGGUUCAAGAGUAUGGCUCAUCUUAUGUCCAUGGUUGUGCUUUUCACAAUGGUUUUUCUCCAGCAAUUGGUGUGUUUGGUACUGGUGGAUUGGACAUUGAGGAUAACAUAAUUCAUUUAACGGUGGGGGAAGGCUUAAAGAUAUGGGGAAAUGGCAACCGAGUACGAGGGAAUUUGGUUAGUUUUUCAGUUUGGCCAGGAACAUACCAAAACAGAAAAGAACUAACUUCAACACUGUGGCAUGCAGCAAUUGAGAUAAAUAUGGGUACCAAUACAAUAUUACAGGAUAAUGUUGUUGCAGGAUUUGAAAGAAUUGGUUACCAUAUUGAUGGUGAACCAUGUCCAGAUCAAGCUAAUUCUGUAGGGAAAUGGCAUAACAAUGAAGCCCAUGGAGGUUUAUAUGGUGUUUAUAUGAACCAAGAUGGCUUCCCUGGGUGCUCUCAUAUACAGGGGUUUACUGUUUGGAAAUGCUGGGAUUAUGGCAUCUAUUUUCAGACCACAGAGAGUGUGCAAGUCUCUAACGUGACCCUGGUUGACAAUGGAAUGGGAAUUCUUCCCAUUAUAUAUCUGCCAGCUGCAACAUCUCACAAAAUUUCCAACAAAACAGUAAAGAUUAAGAGCUUAUUAGUUGUAGGAAGCAGCCCCCAAUUUAACUGUUCUGAUGUGCUCACCAAUGAUGAUCCCAAUAUUGAGCUUACUGCUGCCCAUCGGAGCACCAGACCCCCUUCAGGAGGGAGAAGUGGAAUCUGCUGGCCUACUUUUGCCUCUGCACACAACAUGGCGCCACGGAAACCCCAUGCCGGGCUAAUGAGUUACAAUGCUAUUAGUGGAUUGUUGGAAGUUUCUGAUUCCACAUUUGUUGGAUUUAAAAAUGUUUGUUCAGAUGAAACUGCUGUGAUGUUCAUGACAAACCCUUUAAAUGAAGAUUUACAACAUCCAAUCCAUGUGAAAAACAUUCAGACAGUUAACACAAUUGAACAGUCAAAAAUAUUUAUACAUAGGCCUGACUUAAGUAAAGUGAAUCCAUCAGAUUGUGUAGACAUGGUCUGUGAUGCCAAAAAGAAAGCUUUUCUUAAAGACAUCGAUGGCUCUUUCCUGGGGAGGCCUGGUUCAGUGAUACCACAAGCUGAAUAUGAAUGGAAUGGAAAUAAUCAGCUUGGAGUGGGAGACUAUAGAAUUCCUAAAGUGAUGCUCACAUAUUUGAAUGGCAGCAAAAUACCUGUUUCAGAGAAAGCACCAUAUAAAGGAAUCAUUAGAGAUUCUACUUGUAAAUAUAUAUCUGAGUGGCAGAGCUACCAAUGCUUCGGGAUGGAAUAUGCCAUGAUGGUUAUUGAAAGCCUGGAUUCUGACACAGAAAUACGAAGACUUUCUCCAGUGGCUAUAUUUGCUGAUGGUUAUGUUGAUCUUAUUAAUGGUCCACAGGAUCAUGGCUGGUGUGCUGGAUACACAUGUCAGAGGAGGUUGUCACUUUUUCACAGCAUUGUUGCCCUAAACAAGUCCUAUGAAAUUUAUUUUACUGGAACCAGUCCUCAGAAUCUUCGACUAAUGUUGCUUAAUGUGGAGCAAAACAAGGCUGUUCGAGUAGCAAUUUUUUAUUCCACACUUCAGCGUCUGGAUGUCUAUGUGAACAAUUCUCUGGUUUGUCCUAAAAAUACAGUAUGGAACCAUCAACAGAAGGACUGUGAAUUUAACAUUCACCUACAGACAGGGGGAUACCUUCCUAGCCUGAAUUCUGCUAUCUCAGGUGAAAACUAUUUUGACAGAACCUACCAGAUGCUUCACCUUUUAGUUAAAGGACCUACUCCUAUCGAAGUCCAUACCACCGCAGUCCUAUUUGUUUCCUUUAAAUUACCAGCAAUGACAGAAGAUCAUUUUUAUAGUUCUCGUAAUCUGGUUAGAAAUCUUGCCUCUUUCCUGAAGAUACCAGUCAACAAAAUUCGCGUGACCAAAAUAAUUAGAGAAAAUGGCCGACGGAAGAAGAGAAUGGCAGUGGUCAACAUUGAACUAGAAAUUGGAGAACCACCCACCCAGAUACUAAGCAAUCACACUGCAGGUCAGAUGCAAUUAUCUGCACUCCAAGAAAUUGCCAAUUGUCUUGGACAGGCCAUAAUCUUAGGAAAAAUCAAUAGUGUCCUUGGAUUUAAUAUCUCUUCGAUGUCUAUUGCUAAUCCUCUCCCCACCCCAAGUGACUCUGGUUGGAUUCAGGUGACUGAACAGCCUGUGGAAAGGUCUACAUUUCCAAUCAAUCACCUAGCCUUCGUGUCUUCCCUUUCUGUGAUUACUCAGCCAGUAGCAGGGCUACCAGGACAUCUAUUUUCCCAGCAGCCUUCAAUUAAGGCAAUGGAUUCCGAUGGUAACUGUGUAUCUGUUGGAAUGACUUCAUUGACCCUCAAGGCCAUUCUCAAAGAUGCCAGCAAUAAUCAAGUCAGUGGUCUUAGUGGAAAUACAACAGUUCCAUUUAGCAGUUGUUGGGCCAACUACACAGACCUGACUCUUAUUAAAACUGGGAAAAAUUAUAAGAUUGAGUUUGUAUUGAAUGAUGUCCGAGUGGAAUCGAGGUCUUUCAGCUUGCCAGUACAGUCCAGCUCCAGCAGCAGUGACAGCAAAUCAUUAAAUAUGGACUCAGCUGCUCAGAAAGUCACUAUUGUAGUUGUAUGUCUAUUAGGGGGAAGACUUCUCUUAGAAAUAUUUAUGACUGCUGUUUUGAUUCUGAAGGAAACUGUAGAUGAAAUUGGUGAAAUAUUACAAUGAAGAGCAUGUUGAAAACCAGAGAUAUGUAAGAAACUACAUAUCA